Molecule: messenger RNA, 4447 nt
Organism: Chara braunii
Lineage: Eukaryota; Viridiplantae; Streptophyta; Charophyceae; Charales; Characeae
Source: the annotation of a GenBank genome assembly
CCGAGCCGACGACAGUACAACAGGAGAGACAAAACCUGGCCGAUAUUCUACUCAACACAAUGCGUGCCGUCAUCUGAAAAAGCACAAUGGGGGAACCUCAUUCCCGAUCUACACAGCAGCUACAGAACGAUCUCACCCAUAACGUGAAGACGCUGGCAGCAGCCGUUAAGGUCGCGGACUCCCAGCUGAAACAGAUGGACGCCCGCAUUGCUGCUCUGGAGGCAAGGCCUUCCCAAGCAGCGCCAGGCUGCAUGACAGACACGAAGAAGCAGCUCAACGGGCGCAUCGACCAUGUCGUCAAUCUCAUCGGCGACCUAGGUGCUUUCACUGGUCCAGACACGAUCAGCAGCACGGUGGCCGCCAUCAAGACGGACAUCACCAAGCUGCAGACAAGACCGGGCGCUGCUACUAAGAACUACAAGAUGCGGCACUUCAACAUCAGCAAGUUCGACGACUACAACAAGACAGACGCCUUGACAUGGUGGCAAGGUUUCCUCACGGAAGCAUCUUGCCGCACUGUCCUGGCUGAAGACAUGUUGAAGGCGCUCUACCUACAACUGAUUGGAGGAGCACAGGCAUGGAUGAACCAUCUGGCGGCAACCAAGCAAUGCACCAUCGCCGAACUCCACACGCACAUUACGUGGAAGGAGUUCGAGCAACUAUGGUUCACUCGGUUCAUGGUCCGCAACGUCGUGAAGGCGGCCAUGAACGAGGUGUAUACCAGCUCACAAGGAAGCAUGCCAACUCGAGACUGGCCAAGUAAGUGGCAGAAGAUAGUAACCACGCCAGGCUUCGAUUUGAGCUUUCCAAACCAACGAUCCGAGUUUUUCUCGCGAUCGUGCGUAGGAUUGCGGUCGGCACUCGGCAACGAGUACGACUAUGCCUCGUUCCAGGCUAUUAUGGAUCGCGCGAACCUGGUUAUCCAAACGGACGACAAGGCCGCUAACGAGAAGCAGUCCCAGCCGCAUUAUGUGGCUAAGCAGGGCUAUCAACGACCGACACAUAACAAUGCCGUGAUUUCUGAAGAAACAGUCGAUCUCCACGCUGCAGCAGCAUCCUCGGGAUAUGGAGGAGUUCUUGCAGCGCUCCCGCCGAAGCGUCCCAAGAGAGUUCGAAAGAACAAGGCAACAGAAGCGACGACAUCAGCAGGAAUUGGGCAGCAACCAUGGACGACAUACAAGAUAACCAAGGAAGUAUAUGACCUUCGUCAACGUUGUUCACCUUACGGUGCCCCUGUUCUCUUCGUCCGGAAGAAGAACAAAGAUCUACGGUUAUGCAUCGAUUAUCGCAAACUUAACGCACAAACCGUAAAGAACAAAGAUCUACGGUUAUGCAUCGAUUCCCUUCGUCCGGAAGAAGAACAAAGAUCUACGGUUGAUGAUCUCCUUGAGCGGUUAGGCGGCGCCACGUACUUCUCGAAGUUGGACUUGAAGUCAGGUCACCACCAGACCGAAAUCCAGCCUCAAGAUCGGUACAAAACCGCGUUCAAGACGCGGUACGGGCACUUUGAGUGGGUCGUCAUGCCAUUUGGCCUCACCAAUGCCCCCGCAGCUUUCCAAGCAGCGAUGACGACUGAGUUUCGUGACUUGCUCGAUCGCAGCGUCCUCAUCUACCUUGAUGACAUCUUGGUUUAUAGUCGGAUGCUGGACGAGCACAUCGUACACCUUCGCGUUGUUUUGGAUCGUUGCGACUGGCCAAGUACAAAGCGAAUCUCGACAAUUUGCCACCGUAACAAGGGUCAAUCUCGAGUCCCCUUCCGCGAACUGAAACCGUUGUCGAUUCCUCGGGCACCGCGCCUCUCCAUUGCUAUGGACGUGACAGGCCCGUUCCCCCACGAUCGCCUCGGCCAUGACGGUAUUCUCACGGUCGUUGACCGUUUGAGCAAGUAUGCUCGCUUUCUUCUGUGCAAGUAUCAUGCUGCAGCGCCUGAGCUCACACGACUCUUGCACACCGGUUGGAUUACCAACCAGGGUGUUCCGGAAGACAUAGUAAGCGAUCGAGAUACUCGCUUCAUGUCGGCCUUUUGGACUUCCCUUAUGGCUGAGUCCGGCACGACAAUGAAGUCGAGCUUGGCUCGGCACCCGCAGACGGAUGGCCAAACGGAGCGAGCACACCAGACCGCUCAGAUGAUGUUGCGUACGCUCAUCCGUCCCGACCAGAAAGAUUGGGUUGACCGGCUUCCUGACAUUGAGUUCGCCUACAACACUUCGGUGCAUCCGGCGAUCUGCAUCACACCAUUCGAGCUACAUCAUGGUGGAGAGAAAGCACGGAUCUUCGCUGAUCUCCUUCUGCCACAAGCUGCCGACAUAGACGUCCCUUGCUCUCCCGCUUCCGUUCGGAAGUACCGGGACUUGCUGAUCAAAGCCCGCGCGAAUAUGCAAAAGGCUCAGAUCCGCAUGCAACAACAGGCUAACCGACGCCGAGUUCCAUGUCCUUUCCGCGAGGGAGACCUUGUUUGGGUCCUCUCCGAGGAAUUCGUGCUCGAGCAGGACGUUUCGCGCAAACUCCUUCCGAAAUGGUUCGGACCAUGGGAAGUCACUUCUGUCGUUGGAGACGACCCCGCAGGUCCUUCCUUUGUGGUCAACAUUCCUUCGCACCUUCCAGUGCACCGGGUCUUCCACGCGUCGAAGCUGGCCAUCUACACGCCACCUUCCACCGACGAGUUUCCCAACCGUCGAUCACAGGAUCCGCCUUCUAUGGACGGACAUCAGGAAGUCGACCGAGUCAUCACGCACCGCAAGUAUGGCAACAAGCCAAUGCAGUUCAAAGUCACAUUCAAGCAAUGUGCGCCUGAUGACACUCGGUGGAUCUCUAGUGCAGACUUGCAGACUUCUGCACCCCUUAUUUUCGCCGACUAUGAGAAGCGACGCGUUGCUAAGGAAGCAGCUCGGGGGGGCGACGAGGCCGGGAUGGAGCAGGGGAGAAAUCGGGAUGGAGCGACGAGGUCGGGAUGUGGGGGAGGGGGCGACGAGGUCGGGAUGGAGAAAGGGAGGAAUCGGGAUGGGGCGACUAGAUCGGGAUGCGAGGGAGGGGUCCAAUGGUCGGAAUGGUUGGAGGGUCGGGAUGGGGAGGGGGGGAAUCGGGAUGGUGAAGAGAGGGGAGGAAGUCAGAACGGGAAGAUAGUCGGAGUGUCGGGAUGGGGAGAUGGUCGGGGGGUCGGGAUGAGGAGGGGGGAAAUCACUGGGCGGAUGGCGAGGGGGAAGUCGGGAUGCGGAGGGGAGGCGGGAUGGAGAAAGGGAGGAAUCGGGAUGGGGCGACGAGAUCGCAAUGCGAGGGAGGGAUCCGGUGGUCGGGAUGGUCGGAAGCUCGGGAUGGGGAGGGGGGGAAUCGAGAUGGUGAGGAGAGGGGAGGAAGUCGGAACGGGGAUAUGGUCGGAGUGUCGGGAUGGGGAGACGGUCGGGGGGUCGGGAUGGGGAGGGGCACUUUCGCCGAGAUUAUCGACAAGGCGAGAGAGAUCAUCAAGACCAACAGGAUCAGGGCAAGGAGGAUGUGCGACCCCGCCUCAGCUCGGGAAACUGAGCUCCGCGGAAGGUGAGGCGACUCCACCUUCUACUCCGCCAGAUUCGGCCGCCUUGCUAGCGGCCUCUUGCACAUCUGAGGAGAACGCGAAUGUCGCAAGUUCUCGUUACACUUACGAGGACUAUGCUGUCCACUUGGUUCCACCGCUGGACCAACCGCUCCACGUGCAACAAUCCAUCGCAUGCACGGUUUCAUCACCAUCGGCAGCCGAUUCGGCAGCUUCGCCGCAAUCUAUCGCCAGGGAUUCGACGUCAUGGUCAAGACUUGAAGAGCUCGACCCAUUGACGUUCACGUACUUCCAGUGGAUGCCCGUUCCCUCGACCGGACGAUUGUCGAAACCGCAUUGCAACGUGCUCAUGGCACAAUUGCGGGAUUACUUGCACACUGCAGUACCAGCUCCGUUGAUGGACGCCGGAGCAGAGGUUGUCGACCUUCACACUUACAUCGCGAAGAUCGACCACAAGUUCAAGGCGCAACGGUACGACGACAUUGACGCACCAUUGCUAUACAUACGCAUUCAGAUUGGAGAGGCGACCUGCAGUGCCUUGAUCGAUUGCGGAGCAUCUCGGAACUACAUCAACCAGGACUUCAUGGUGCGGGCCGGCCUUGGCCCACGCGUCCGGAGCAAGCCCCAGCCUACGCAAGUCACAUUGGCGGACGGUCACACGCACAAGUCAAUCGACCGAUGCAUUGACAACGUCCCAGUGUACUUUGCCCCUCAUGCAAGUGAGGCGGUGUCCUUUGACAUUCUGGACACCAAAUUCGACAUGAUCUUGGGCAUGUCAUGGCUGUGAAGCGAGGAUCACCCGGUGAACUUCUWCCRCCGCACCGUUCACRUUCGUGAUCGGAACGGAGUACUAGUUUCAUGCACGGUGGCUCUUCCUCAUCCUUCGAUCAGCUGCCACAUGGUAUCCGCAGCAAGCAUGCG